This is a messenger RNA of Bufo bufo (common toad), 2699 nucleotides long. Its product is annotated as coiled-coil domain-containing protein 50-like. The transcript has 13 exons. Lineage: Eukaryota; Metazoa; Chordata; Amphibia; Anura; Bufonidae. The coding region runs from base 212 to 1930 and encodes 572 amino acids. The record is from RefSeq and is a predicted model, not a curated record.
GUCCCCCCGCGGCCUCCGUCUCUCCAGCUUGUUACAUUGUUGCAGAUACAGCUGUGUGGGAGAAGGAGGGAGGAGAGAAGAGCUGUCCGCCCAGCACACAGGCAGCAGCAGCCGGCCGGGGGAGCCCCGCAUCUGUGCAGCUUCUUUCCAUGGUUCUUUAACGUGAACUGAAACACUGGAAUCAAAGGAGGGUUGAAUCAAGAGACAAAUCAUGACCCAUAUUCCGAUCGAUAAAUCAAAUCUGCCACGGGUUAACGAAGUUUGCCGGGAUUUUGCCGUUCUUGAAGAUGGUGCACUGGCUCAUUGCCUGCAAGAACAAGAAAUUGAGCAGCACUAUGCCUCCAACGUCCGGAAGAAUAAGCUGGUGCAAAAGGACAUCCGAAUAGCUAAGAAGCUUCAGGAUGAAGAAGAUCAACAGAGCAAAGUCUUCAGCCUCGAACAACAGAAGCAAAUAGAGGAGUUAGAUUCUGAAUACGCCCGGGCUGUUCAGGAAGAGCUGCGGAGGAAGGCCCAGGAGUGCCUGCAGAGGGAAGAGGAAGACAAGGAGAUUGCUAAACGGUUACAGCAGCUGGAGGAGGAAGAGCUGCAGAGAAAUGUACAGGAGAGGACCCGGGGAGAACACAGCAGCCGGCAGCGGCAAUACCUGACGUCUUUGGACAAUGAGGAGGAGGAAGGCUAUCCCUUCCGAAAUGAUAGUUCUAAGCACCAUAAUGCCUCAGAUUACAGGCGAGGGCACAGAAGCUCUGAGAGGGACCAUAGCUCAAAAAACCCAGAAGAUCAUCCUGGAAGAAUGAUCCCCAACCGGGUCUCCUUUGGCCAAGUCUAUUAUGACAGUAACAACUCUAAAAAUUCCAAAACUCCAGACGUUUGGAAGGAGCCCAGCCGUAAAGAUCAGCAAGUGCAGUUUUCUUACAGGAAUCCUAAAAGUUCCUCAGAAAGAAGUCCGUGUCAUCCUAGUAGCUCAGAGGGAACUUCUAGCCAUGAGCGCGACAUGGUUCGAAAUGAGGAGAAAGUAAGAGGUCAUCGAGAUAAACAUUGCAGGCAUCACUCUGACCGAUGCAGACGCUCCAGCUCAGACAGUGAUGACUGCCCAGAACAUUGUGCUAGGGAUAAGAGGAGUCGACGCUCACAGUGGAACCAAAACCAUGAUCUUCGCCACCAUCGACCAUCUAACAAGCCUUCAUGUAGGAUAUCAAGUCACAUUCUGAGCACAGGUGAAGAAACCAGGCCAACCUAUGGUAUAGAACCACUUGACAGGAAGAUGGCAGAACUUCAUGUCCAAAGCCCUGACCAGCUCAUAAAGGAUGAAGAGUUAGCUCGCCGUCUUCAGGAAGAAGAGGAGAAACGAAUCGCCAAGCUGAAACGUCAUGACCAAAAUGAGGACUUCCGAGCAGCUCAGGUUGCACAAGAUGAAGAAAUAGCCAAGUACAUUCAGCAGCAGGAGCUGAGAGCUCAGAGGAGAUCUGAAGAGCUGGACCUGCCCGGAGACAGCGAUGAUGAUGGAAGUGUUUGUAGCUUUACUGACAGGAGGAGCAUAGGGAUAAAGAACGAUGUGCCUUCUUCUAACCAAGGACCGCUGGACUCUGAGGGCCUGGCAUCACCAACUGAGUGUCGCACACCUGAGAAAAUUGAAUUUUCAGCAUUGGAAGGAACUCUUGACCAGACUAAACUUUGUUCACCCAGGAACAUUGCCGAAGAACUUGAUCCCACAUUUAAGAAGGAGUCCCAGUCUGAAGUGUUUGCUGUUUGCCCACAAGAAUUUCCAGUAUCAACUCUCUCAACUCAGACCCAGCCUGUCCCUGUCGACGGAUUCUAUGACUUCAUGGAUGAUGGCACUGAACCAAUAUUUAUACCACCAACUAAGCGGCAGCCGGAGAAAUUGGGACGCAGUAAACCCAAAGACAAGAAGGAGGGAUGCAAGCAGCAGUGACCCGUGCUCACCAGUCGUAUUAUAAUUUGUAGCAGUCAUCUUCUUGCCAAACGUUUUGUGUUCAGUGUCAACUCAUCAUUGUGGACGAUCUUCAACGUGCGUCAACACAAGUGGUAUUAACUCAUUCAGGGAUGAAGACGAUAAUCUGAUUUUCUCGCAUUCAGGUGCCUUAGGCAUUUUUUUGACUCUAGAGAAUGGCUGUUUUAAUAAUAUAGAGCUGAACGUCCCGGUUCGGCAAUGGAAAAGCACAUUUUAGUAACCUAUUGUCCAGUCUAUUAGAACAAUAUUAGCUGUGUGCUGUUGAAUCUGCGUAUGACAAGCAUCGUGGCUUAUUCAUCUAACUCAUUGACUACGUGGAUUUUUUUUUUUUUAUUAUUAUUAUUCUUUUUGCCCGUUGAACUGAAAUGAAAAUAAUAUAAAUUCUGAAAUUGUAUUAAUCUACAGAGGUGACUUUCAACUCCUUACAACUACUAAUCUACGGUAAUUAAUUAUUAUUUGCAGUUAUUCCCAUAUCGAUAUCACUAGUUUGCUUGUUUUAUUAAUUUUUACUUUUUUUUUUUUUAAAUCUUUUUCUUUAGUUUUACUUACUGUACACACGUUAAGUGUUUAUCAAACUUUGUAUUGUGGCAAAAUGCAGUGUUUGAUAGAAGUCAAAUAUUUUUUUAAAGAUUUUUGCACUGAUGAUUUUUUUUGUUCUUUUUAAUUUCAAUAAUAAUUUCUGGUGCUUUUUGUGUAUAGAUCCCAAAUGCCUUUAGAAUUUUACUUUAAA